GGGAGCGGGGCUGCACUAAUGGUGGCACUAAAGGAGCAGUGUUACCCAGAGGGAAGGGUUUGUUCUUUACAUGACAAGCAGAGGGAGGAGCUGCCUGUAGCGCUAGGGAUGAAGGCCCCUCCCUCCCACAAGGAGCCAAUGGGAAUGUGGGAGGAAGCGAGUGACCCAGUGAUGGGGAAGAAGGAUAAAAAUGAGGAGCGGAAGGAGAGAAUCCUGAAUCUCACACUGGAGAUUAUCUAUCUGCUGACUGGAGAGGGCUACGUCAUCCCUAAGAAGAAGAGCCCAACUGUGGGUUUGGGGGCCCUGCAUGCCCCUGGCUCCGUCAUACAGAAGGAAAAUGACAAGAAGAUCCUGGAACUCAUCUCCAACAUCAUCCAGCUGCUGACUGGAGAGGUUGCCAUAAGGUGUGAGGAUGUUUCCAUCUAUUUUUCCUUGGAGGAGUGGGAGUAUAUAAAAGGAAACAAGGCCCUUUACAGGGAAGGGAUAAAGGAGGAGGAGGAGCCCCAGCAGCUCCGCCCACUGGCAGCCUCGGAACAGCCCCCACCGGCCAAUGGGAUUAAAGAGGAAGAGGCUUCAUGUGAAGAGGAAACCCAAUCAGAUUGCAGCAUUAAUCCCCUUACAGAACAGAUACAGGGAACAGACACACCUACUCCUAUCAUGGGGUGCAGCCUGAAUAACAGCUCGGCAGAGGAUUAUAUAUCAGUUGUUAUUAAAGAGGAAGAAUCUUCACGGGAAGGGGGAAACCAAUCAGAUUGCAGCAUUAAUCCCCUUACAGACCAGAUACAGGGAACAAAUACUCCUAUCAUGGGGAGCAGCCAGAAUACCUUACAAAUGAUGGAUAAUAAUCAUGAUGAAAAUUCCCACCAAUCUCCACAUAAAUCUCACAUAACAAAAAAUACAUUACGUAGGAAAUACAGCUGCAAUGAGUGUCAGAAACAUUUCAGUAAUAAGAAAGGCUUUCAUAAACACCAAAGAACCCACAAAAGAGAGAAACUUUUUCCUUGUUCUGAUUGUGAGAGAUGUUUUUCAAACCGAUCUGACCUCAAUCGUCAUCAAAGGACUCACACAGGGGAGAAACCAUUUUCUUGUUCUGAAUGUGGGAAAUGUUUUUCAACCCGAUCUCAACUCAAUUUUCAUCAAAGGACUCACACAGGGGAGAAACCAUUUUCUUGCCCUGAAUGUGGAAAAUGGUUCUCAAGUAAAUUUGAUCGUGAUUGUCAUCAAAGGAUCCACACAGGGGAGAAACCAUUUUCUUGUUCUGAAUGUGGGAAAUGUUUUUCAACCCGAUCUCAACUCAAACGUCAUCAAAGGACUCACACAGGGGAGAAACCAUAUCCUUGUCCUGAAUGUGGAAAAUGUUUCUCAAGGAAACUUUAUCGUGAUUGUCAUCAAAGGACCCACACAGGGGAGAAACCAUUUUCUUGUUCUGAAUGUGGAAAAUGUUUCACAAGCAAAUUUUAUCGUGAUUGUCAUCAAAGGAUCCACACAGGGGAGAAACCAUUUUCUUGUUCUGAAUGUGGAAAAUGUUUUUCAAAGCAAUCCCAACUUAAAAUGCACUAUACAACUCACACAGGGGAGAACCCAUUUUUUUGUGUUGAAUGUGGGAAAUGUUUUUCAGACCAAUCCCAGUUUAAAACUCACCUUAGAACCCACCCAGAGGGGAAACCAUAUUCUUGUCCUGAAUGUGGGAAAUGUUUUUCAGUGCAAUCCCGCCUUAAAACUCACCAAAGAACCCACACAGGGGAGAAACCAUUUUCUUGUUCUGAAUGUGGGAAAUGUUUUUCAAAGCAAUACCACCUUAAAAUUCAUUAUACAAACCACACAGGGGAGAAACCAUUUUUAUGUUCUCAAUGUGGGAAAUGUUUUUCACAGCAAUCCGACCUGAAAGUUCAUUAUGGAACCCACACAGGGGAGAAACCAUUUUCUUGUUCUGAAUGUGGGAAAUGUUUUUUAAGAAAAUCUAAUCUAGAUCGUCAUCAAAGGACUCACAAAGGGGAGAAACCAUUUUUAUGUUCUCAAUGUGGGAAAUGUUUUUCACACCAAUUCGAAUUGAAAGUUCAUUAUGGAACCCACACAGGGGAGAAACCAUUUUUAUGUUCUCAAUGUGGGAAAUGUUUUUCACAGCGAUCCGACCUGAAAGUUCAUUAUAGAACCCACACAGGGGAGAAACCAUUUUCUUGUUCUGAAUGUGGGAAGUGUUUUAUAAAAAAAUCUUAUCUAAAUAGUCAUCAAAAGACUCACAAAGGGGAGAAGCCAUUUUCUUAUUCUAAAUGAAGAAAAAUGAUUUGCAUGGAACAGUAGUCUAAAAAUACUUUCAAAAUGAGGAAAACCGUAAACUCGUUAUACAAAGGAAGCAUCAGGCAAACAUUCUCUUUCAAGCAGAUUCCAUCUUAAUAUAUGUUUCAAGACUCCUGAUGGGCACUGGGCAAUUCUGAGACUGGGGGGCACCAAAGCAGAAUGCACCAUAAGUACCUUCCCCCGGCACUGGCUCUGCAUUGGGAACUGAGGAGCCCUCUGGGAUAUAUCUCCCCCUCCCCCCAACAGAUAAUAUUCUGGGUUUUAUUGAACAAGAAGGGACAUAUUCCAAGGGGUACGAGCCCCCCAGGGUAUCACUUGGGCAGAUGCUGUUCCCUAAUGCUCACACAGUAGGUAACAUAAUGGGGAUAUACCCAGCUGGGAAUGACUUGCCGGGUACAUAGGCUCUUACUGGGUAAAUAUAAAGCCUAUAACAUCAUCUUGUCAUUAUUAACCCAAUGUCAUUUCCAAUGGGGCAUUUGUUGGGAUGAAAGGAAAGGGGGUUACACCAUUAUCCUAUAAAGGGUCUCUUUACAUUAAAUCAGUUUUGUGAAAA
Xenopus tropicalis (tropical clawed frog) is the source of this 2851-nucleotide messenger RNA. Its product is annotated as oocyte zinc finger protein XlCOF7.1-like. The transcript has 6 exons. Bases 19 to 2274 code for a protein of 751 amino acids. Gene Ontology annotation, cellular component: nucleus. The record is from RefSeq and is a predicted model, not a curated record. Lineage: Eukaryota; Metazoa; Chordata; Amphibia; Anura; Pipidae. Gene Ontology annotation, biological process: regulation of transcription by RNA polymerase II; regulation of DNA-templated transcription.